AGGCUCGUCAAAUCAGUUGGCGCCGAGAGGGCAGGUUGAGCGGAGGCUCGAAUCGCGCCGCGGGCCACUUGAAGGCCCACCCCGCCCUCCGCGGCCUACCUGGAGCCUUUCCGGUGCGCUCCUCAGUCUAUCCAUACUUCCGGAGGGAGGGGCUGCCGGACCCCGGCGUGCUCCUUGUAGGUCAGUCCAAGGUGUGAGCGGGAGCCGGCUGCUGUCGGAGCCGAGCUGAGGCCCCAUGUCGGACUCGGACAGCGAUGAAGAUUCGGCCGCCGGCGCUUGCAGUGGCGGCGGUGGCGACGGGGACAGCUGCGGCGGCGGCGGGGGCUGCUGCGGCGGCGGCGGCAGCGGCGGUGGCGGCGGAGGCGGCGGAGGAGGUUGCGGCGGCAACGGCAACGGCGGCGGCAGUGGUCCCUUCUCCUUAGCCGGCUUUCUCUUCGGAAACAUCAACGAGGCUGGGCAACUGGAGGGGGACAGUGUCCUGGACAAGGAAUCUAAGAAGCACUUGGCAGGUCUUGGGGCUUUGGGUCUUGGCAAUCUGAUCACUGAAAUCACUGCAAGUGAGGAUGAAGUGUCUGGAACUGAUGGUGUCUUGGUGGACGAAGAAGGUUGGGUUAAGAGCACUGAAGAUGCUGUAGACUAUUCUGAUAUUACUGAAGUGGCAGAAGAUGAAAGCCGAAGAUACCACCAGGCUAUGAGCAGCUUGCAGCCAUCCUGUCCCUCAGAUGAUGAUGAUGACUAUGAUGCUGACUGUGAAGACAUUGAUUCUAAGCUUAUGCCCCCUCCACCUCCCCCACCAGGACCUAUGAGGAAGGAUGAUGGCCAGGAUCCUGCUGUAUGUGCAGUAUCAGAAGAUGGAGAUGGCAUCAUUCUGCCCUCCAUCAUUGCCUCUUCCUCUGCAGCCUCAGAGAAAGUUGAAUUUAGUAGCUCUUCUGAUUCAGAAUCCGAGAUGGGCCCACAGGAAACAAGACAGACUGAGGCUAAGGAGGGCAAACUCACUCUCCCUCUGGCUGGGAUCAUGCAGCGUGACUCCACAAAAGUAUUACCUAGUGUCACAGAACUUUUUCCUGAGUUUCGGCCUGGCAAGGUAUUACGCUUCCUUCGCCUCUUUGGCCCAGGAAAGAAUGUCCCAUCUGUUUGGCGAAGUGCUCGGAGAAAGAGGAAGAAGAAGCACCGAGAGCUGGCACCAGAAGAACCUCAUGAGGGCGAAUGCUCUGGGGACCCUGACUUGGAGAGAAAAUCACCAUGGGCCUAUGAAUAUGCUCCCCCACCCCCUCCAGAACAGUGUCUGUCGGAUGAUGAGAUCACGAUGAUGGCUCCUGUGGAGUCCAAGUUUUCCCAGUCAUCUGGAGACAUAGACAAAGUUACAGACACCAAGCCAAAGGUAGCUGAAUGGCGUUACGGGCCUGCCCGGUUGUGGUAUGACAUGUUGGGUGUACCUGAAGAUGGCAGUGGGUUUGACUAUGGCUUCAAACUCAGAAGUGCACAAGAUGAGCCAUCUACAAAGCCAGGGAUGAUGGAAAAGGAUUUGGGGGCAUUGGAGGAAGCAGGGGAUCUUCUGGCUGAUGAGAACUUCCUGAUGGUGACCCAGCUGCACUGGGAGGAUGACAUCAUCUGGGAUGGAGAAGACAUCAAACAUAAAGGCACUAAGCCCCAGCGGGCCAGUCUUGCUGGCUGGCUUCCCUCCAGCAUGACCAGGAAUGCCAUGGCCUACAAUGCUCAGCAAGGUUUUACUGCCACUCUGGAUGAUGACAAACCUUGGUAUUCCAUCUUCCCAAUUGACAACGAGGAGCUGGUAUAUGGCCGUUGGGAAGACAACAUUAUCUGGGAUGCCUUGGCUAUGCCUCGCCUCUUGGAGCCACCUGUCCUGACUUUGGAUCCAAACGAUGAGAAUCUUAUCCUGGAAAUACCUGAUGAAAAGGAAGAAAUGACAUCAAAUUCCCCCUCAAAGGAGAAUAAGAAAGAAUCUUCUUUAAAGAAGAGUCGAAUCCUUUUGGGGAAAACAGGUGUUAUUAAGGAAGAGCCACAGCAGAACAUGUCCCAGCCGGAGGUGAAGGACCCUUGGAACCUGUCCAAUGAUGAGUUUUACUACCCUAAGCAGCAGGGCCUUCGUGGCACCUUUGGAGGGAACAUUAUACAGCAUUCGAUCCCUGCUGUGGAGCUCCGGCAGCCCUUCUUCCCCACCCACAUGGGCCCCAUCAAACUCCGGCAGUUUCACCGCCCACCUCUGAAGAAGUACUCCUUUGGGGCCCUAUCCCAGCCGGGUCCCCACUCCGUCCAACCCUUGCUGAAACACAUCAAGAAGAAAGCCAAAAUGAGAGAACAAGAGCGCCAGGCCUCUGGGGGUGGGGAGAUGUUUUUUAUGCGCACACCCCAAGAUCUGACAGGCAAAGAUGGAGAUCUGAUUCUUGCGGAGUAUAGUGAAGAGAACGGUCCCUUAAUGAUGCAGGUCGGCAUGGCAACCAAGAUAAAAAACUACUAUAAACGGAAACCUGGGAAAGACCCUGGUGCCCCAGAUUGCAAGUAUGGAGAAACGGUUUAUUGCCACACAUCUCCUUUCCUGGGCUCUCUCCACCCUGGACAGCUUUUGCAGGCAUUUGAGAACAACCUCUUUCGUGCUCCAAUUUAUCUUCAUAAGAUGCCAGAGACAGACUUCCUGAUUAUUCGGACACGACAGGGUUAUUAUAUUCGGGAGCUGGUUGACAUCUUUGUUGUUGGCCAGCAGUGCCCCUUGUUUGAAGUUCCUGGGCCCAACUCCAAACGGGCAAACACCCACAUUAGAGACUUCCUGCAGGUUUUCAUUUACCGCUUAUUUUGGAAGAGUAGAGACCGUCCACGCAGGAUCCGUAUGGAGGAUAUCAAGAAAGCCUUUCCUUCUCACUCAGAAAGUAGCAUCCGAAAGAGAUUAAAGCUCUGUGCUGACUUCAAGCGCACAGGGAUGGACUCAAACUGGUGGGUGCUGAAGACUGAUUUCCGUUUACCAACUGAGGAAGAAAUCAGGGCUAUGGUGUCUCCAGAGCAGUGCUGUGCUUAUUAUAGCAUGAUAGCAGCGGAGCAGCGAUUGAAGGAUGCUGGCUAUGGGGAAAAGUCCUUCUUUGCUCCUGAAGAAGAAAAUGAGGAAGAUUUCCAGAUGAAGAUUGAUGAUGAGGUGCGUACUGCCCCCUGGAACACUACAAGGGCCUUCAUUGCAGCCAUGAAGGGCAAGUGCCUUCUGGAAGUGACUGGGGUGGCAGAUCCUACAGGGUGUGGGGAAGGCUUCUCCUAUGUGAAGAUUCCAAACAAACCAACCCAGCAGAAGGAUGAUAAGGAACCCCAGCCAGUGAAGAAGACAGUCACGGGAACCGAUGCAGAUCUCCGUCGCCUCUCUCUAAAAAAUGCCAAGCAACUUCUCCGUAAAUUUGGUGUGCCGGAGGAAGAGAUCAAGAAGCUCUCUCGGUGGGAAGUGAUCGAUGUUGUACGCACCAUGUCGACUGAACAGGCUCGCUCUGGAGAGGGGCCCAUGAGUAAAUUUGCCCGGGGGUCAAGGUUUUCGGUGGCUGAACAUCAGGAACGUUACAAAGAAGAAUGUCAACGGAUCUUCGACUUGCAGAACAAAGUUUUGUCAUCAACUGAAAUUCUGUCAACUGACACCGACAGCAGCUCUGCCGAGGAUAGUGACUUUGAAGAAAUGGGAAAGAACAUUGAGAAUAUGCUACAGAACAAGAAAACCAGUUCUCAGCUAUCGAGAGAGCGGGAGGAGCAGGAGCGGAAGGAAUUACAGCGAAUGCUACUGGGUGAGGAAGGUGCCAAUGACAAGGAAACGGGCAAGAAAGAGAAGAAGGACAAAAAGGGACUGUUGAGCUCUGGAGGCUCUCACAAGGACGAUGACACAGCCUCUGUGACCAGUCUUAACUCCUCAGCCACGGGUCGAUGCCUCAAGAUUUACCGAACCUUUCGAGACGAGGAUGGGAAGGAGUAUGUCAGAUGUGAGACCGUGAGGAAGCCUGCUGUCAUUGACGCCUACGUACGCAUACGGACGACGAAGGAUGAAGAGUUCAUUCGGAAAUUUGCCCUGUUUGAUGAGCAACAUCGAGAAGAGAUGCGGAAGGAACGGCGAAGGAUCCAGGAGCAACUGAGGCGUCUCAAAAGGAACCAAGAAAAGGAAAAGCUCAAGGGUCCUCCUGAGAAGAAGCCCAAGAAAAUGAAGGAACGUCCUGAUUUGAAGAUUUUCUCCUGUCUCUAUCUCCGCCCCCCCCAGCUAGUCCUUAUAACCAAGAAUGGCUGUGUGUGCCCACACUUUGGAUUUCUAAAAUGUGGAGCUUGUGGUGCCAUCGGGCACAUGAGGACAAACAAGUUCUGCCCUCUGUAUUACCAAACCAAUGCUCCGCCCUCCAACCCUGUCGCCAUGACAGAGGAACAGGAGGAGGAGCUAGAAAAAACUGUCAUCCCUAAUGAUAAUGAAGAGCUUAUCAAGGUGGAAGGGACCAAGAUUGUCUUGGGCAAGCAGCUAAUUGAGAGAAGGCUGCAGCAUAUUACUAAUGAUGACUCUCGAGCAAGAAGUGGCGUAAAAGAUCUCAUCCAGGAGAUAUAUGUUUGGAAAAGGAGUGCAGAUGAGGUUAGAAGGAAAUCGCUGGUUCUGAAGUUCCCUAAACAGCAACUUCCUCCCAAGAAGAAACGACGAGUUGGGACCACUGUUCAUUGUGAUUAUUUGAAUCGACCCCACAAGUCUAUCCAUCGACGCCGGACAGAUCCCAUGGUGACGUUGUCAUCUAUCCUGGAGUCCAUCAUCAAUGACAUGAGAGAUCUUCCCAAUACUUACCCUUUCCACACUCCUGUAAAUGCCAAAGUUGUGAAGGACUAUUAUAAAAUCAUCACCCGGCCCAUGGACCUGCAAACACUCCGUGAAAAUGUCCGUAAGCGCCUCUACCCAUCCCGAGAGGAAUUCCGAGAGCACUUGGAACUGAUUGUGAAAAACAGUGCAACGUACAAUGGGCCUAAGCAUUCAUUGACUCAGAUCUCUCAGUCGAUGCUGGAUCUCUGUGAUGAGAAGCUGAAAGAGAAAGAAGAUAAACUGGCCCGCUUAGAGAAGGCCAUUAACCCCUUGUUGGAUGAUGAUGACCAGGUGGCAUUCUCUUUCAUUCUGGACAACAUCGUCACCCAGAAGAUGAUGGUGGUUCCAGACUCUUGGCCAUUUCAUCACCCAGUGAAUAAGAAGUUUGUUCCAGAUUAUUAUAAAGUGAUCAUCAACCCAAUGGAUUUGGAAACCAUCCGCAAAAACAUUUCUAAGCACAAGUAUCAGAAUCGAGAUGCCUUUCUGGAUGAUGUCAACCUUAUUCUAACCAAUAGCAUCAAGUACAAUGGUUCAGAUAGUCAGUACACCAAAACUGCUCAGGAGAUCGUGAACAUUUGUCAUCAGACUCUUUCUGAGUACGAUGAACAUCUGACUCAGCUUGAGAAAGACAUCUGUACUGCUAAGGAAGCAGCUUUGGAAGAGGCUGACUUGGAAAGCUUAGACCCAAUGACCCCAGGGCCUUAUACUCCCCAGCCUCCUGAUUUGUAUGAUACGAACACAUCCCUUAGUAUGUCUCGAGAUGCCUCGGUCUACCAAGAUGAAAGCAAUAUGUCUGCCAUGGACACACCAACUACUACCCCAGAGAAGAGGGGGGUACAGAUGGACCAGGGCCGAGGUAGGCUGGGCAAGGAAGACUCUGAUGUAGAUAUUGAAAGGUUUGAAGAGGAGGAUGGGAAACAUAAGACUCCAGCCCCAGAAGAAGAUGCAGAUGAAGAGGAGGGAUCUGCACAACAGCCUCAGUCUAGUGUCUUGUAUGAAGAUUUGCUUAUGUCUGAUGUGGAGGAUGAGGAGGAAGAUGCUGGGAGUGAUGACGAAGGAGAUAACCCUUUUUCCUCUAUCCAGCUGAGUGAGAGUGGCAGUGAUUCUGACAUGGAGUCUGGUGGAAUGAGGCCCAAACAGCCCCACAUGCUCCAAGAGAACACAAGAAUGGGCAUGGACAAUGAUGAGAGCAUGAUGUCCUAUGAGGGAGAUACUGCUGAGACAUCUCACGGGAUGGAGGACAGCAACAUCAGUUAUGGGAGCUAUGAGGAGCCUGACCCCAAAUCAAAUACUCGAGAUACAAGCUUUAGCAGUAUAGGUGGAUAUGAUGUCUCAGAGGAGGAGGAGGAGGAGGAGGAGGAAGAGGAGGAAGAGGAGGAGGAGGAGGAGCAGGAGGAGGAGGACGAGGAGGAGGACGAGGAGGACGAGGAGGACGAGGAAGAAGAAGAAGAACAGCGUGGGGGGCCCAGUGUCCUCAGCCAAGUCCGGCUGUCGGAGGAUGAGGAUGACAGUGAGGACUGCCACUCAAUUGCUGCAGACAGUGAUUUGGACUCUGAUGAAUGAGGUUCUUCCUUAGGCCCUCUUUGACAUUUUACCUUCCCCCGAUUAUGUAUAUAUUGUGUACAGUGUCUGAUUGAGCCAUGAGGUGAACACAGUUGAGUUUUUUAUUUUUAAAUUAUUCAUAAGCAAUAAUAAAUCUUUCUUCCUGACCUUACUGGGUUGGACAUCAUCAUCUGAUUUUUCAAAAAAUCCCUCAGCAUCCUGUCUUGAGCUUCCUUUCCUCCUCUGGCUUCAUUUCUUCCUUUCCCCUUGCAAGGGGGAACAUUUCGUAAAAGGGCACCUUGCUUUUGGCACUUUUGCCCCUUACCACAAAAGAUCCAAGCUUCCUGUGCCCUCUUACCCCUUGUUCCAACUUAGCCCUUGCCUCAGACCAAGGCAAGGCUUGGGGCAUAGAGACCAUUGCUGUGUGGCUAGCCUUUUCUUCACUUCCUUUUGAAUCCUGAUAUGCCUUUCCUCAAAUGGCUGAUCCAGACUUUCUUCACUCUUCCACAGCCCCAAUCUUGGUCCAUCCCUUCCUAAACAGCCCCUUAUUCUCAUCUCAGCAGGACCAUCUUGGCUUUUUGUACUGAGGAGCUAUCUCACAUUCCUUUCUUUCCUGCGUUUCCUCACAGCUGCAAACUUCUGGAGCUUCACUUGAGUCUCUUCUCCUCCUUGUGAUAUAUAUCACGUACGCCUGCCCUCUGUCCAGUUCCCCUUUGUCCUGUUCUGGACCUCAUCUCACCCAUCGUCCACCACCCUGUCUCACAUCUCUCUCUCCCUGCAGCUCUUGGACUUCAGCCCCGCCCCCCCCCCCCCCCCCCCCCAAACCUCUUCCCUUGACUCUGCUACCAUCUUACCUCCUUCCCUACGCUCACUUCUGAGAUACCUACCUGGCUUCUGGCUGUUGGCCUGAAGGUUGACAGUGCUCCUUUUGGCUAAUCCAUUGGCUUGUUCUCAUGCCUCCUCUCCAGUCGUCAAUGCUGACCACUCGUACCUCCCUUGACUUUAGCGACAUGGUAUUUUGUCUUUCCCUCUUUCUCCUUUUGGAGCUCCCUCAAUCAGAGGAUGCUUUUCGAGGCUUUUGUCCUCGGACUCCUGCUAUUUACUCUCUUCAGCAGACUCUCCUGCGGCAAUCCUGUACCUUCCCAUAGCUUCACCUGCCGUUCUAUCUGCUUGCUGCAGACCCAAGCCAACAAUUGUCACCUGAAGCUCCAACAUGUUGCCCUACUGGGAAGGGGCCAGUAUUUCCAGCUAAUCCACAGGCUGAUCUGUGUGAGGUUUUCUUUGCUUCUUGAUAGGUCUGGACUCUGGAUCUCUUAAGAGUUCCAGUCCUAGGUCUAGGCCAGAACUAUGAGAGUUUGUGCCUGGAAUAAUUGCUUGUAUACACAGCCAAAACAAAACAAAAGUAAUCUUCUCUCCUCAGACCAUCAUUCUUAUCACUAAGGAUCCAAACUUCUUAUCUUGGUCUCUUCUCAUCAAGUUGUUAAAUUUUGUAUCUCUGCUCUCUCCAAGAAAACUGGCCCCUCCUUUUCAGCCCCUUGUGCUGCCCUAGUCCCAGCCCCCAUCACCAGUCGGUCACCUGGGAUGCUCUCCUACCUUCCUAACUUGUCUUCUGUCUUGCUUUUCCAAUCUGUCCUGUCUAUCCACAGCUGACAUCCUUUCAGCUCCAAUUAUGUUGCUCGCUGUUGACUACCAGCAACUUUUACACUUACCCCAGUACUGAAGGUCUCUUCCAGCUGGGUUCCAAUCUGCCAGUUCUCAUACUACUUCCCCUCAUAUGGGCUUGGAAUGCAUCCAGUUUAAAAAUACAUACUUAGCAGUAAAAGUCAUCCUGAAGUUAGGAGUAUGACUAGGAAGAUUUCACAUUUGACUAUCUUAUAUAAUUCCUUCACCCCCCUCCCCCCCGCAAAAAAGAUCAUCUGGCCAACUCUAUGAGAAGGAGCUAACUGCUGCUGUAGGCUAGGUGGCCUUGUCUCUUUGUACUGAUGGGCUGCUGAGGUUGGACUGGGGGGUGGGGGGGAGAUUGGGGCUUGAGAAGAGUGGAUCAAAUCUAGACCAGCCACUCCAAAAGGGUCUCUGUGUUCUGCUUGAGUUUGAGGUCACAGUACGCACUGAAAGCGAACUAGACCUACCCCAGGUUCUGCCUAGUGAAACCUGACUCCUUAGCCAAGAAAAGAGAUCUGAAUUUAAAAAAAGAAACCUUGUUCCUCAGUCCAGGUCUGAUUCCAAUCAAAUGGGAUCACAUCUGUAACAAGCACUUAGCACAGUGCCUGGUACAUAGUAGGUGCUAUAUAAAUGCUUCUUCCUUCGCCCUCCCCAUUCAGAUGCAACCCACUCUGUGUUGUUUCUCCUCCCACCUUGAUGCACUCAGCAUCUUUUCUUUUGUACUGAAGCUAUUUGUGUAUGUCUUUUCUCCCCUAAUGAAUUGUCAUUUCCCUGAGACUCGGUCUUAUCAUAACAAAUGCUUAAUAAAAAAAUAAAAUUGCUCAACUGGA
Molecule: messenger RNA, 8841 nt
Organism: Monodelphis domestica (gray short-tailed opossum)
Lineage: Eukaryota; Metazoa; Chordata; Mammalia; Didelphimorphia; Didelphidae
Gene: TAF1
Product: TATA-box binding protein associated factor 1
Biological process (GO): DNA-templated transcription initiation; RNA polymerase II preinitiation complex assembly; transcription by RNA polymerase II
Cellular component (GO): transcription factor TFIID complex
Molecular function (GO): histone acetyltransferase activity; TBP-class protein binding; DNA binding
Source: RefSeq, a predicted model, not a curated record